AAAAAAUUGAUUUAGCAGUGUUUUUACUUUUUCGGUUUUCCUAUUCUUCUUUACAUAGUUUAAAUGGUUAUAAACUACUUAAAACCAAAGGUUUAAACCGAUACUUGCACAAGCUAGUGUUAUUUAUUCAGUUUACAUAAUGUCUGGUGGUAUAUUGAAUUUAAGUUCUAUUUGUCGAUUCUGUCACACCGAUGGAAACUUUAGGAGUUUUACUUUACCAAAUAUUCACAAUGGAAUAAUCGAAUCGUACGGAGAAAUAUUACAAAAAACUUUCAAUAUUACUAUGAUUAUACCUGAGGCGGUGAAUACCAGUAACAUGAUAUGUGAUGACUGUAUAUCGAGCCUAACAGACGCUGCCAAAUUCAAAGACAAGGUUCUGGCUUGUGAGAACAAAUUUCGGGAGUAUGUUAAAAAUGAAUUCUUUACACUGGAUUCUGAUGUCAAGGAUUCUUUCCCCCUAGGUAUCAAAGUUGAAAACAAUGAUGAAAAUAAUCAAACAGGAGUAAAAUUAGAAUGUGAAUUUGAUGAAACUUCGUUAGUAAAAAUUGAAAAAUCAUCAAUCUGUGAAGAAGAUGAAGAUGAUACAUUUGAUCAAGAUAAUAACGAUGAAGGCUACACACCUGAUGAAAAUAUUAUGACUGUUGAAUUAGAUCUUACACCUCAAGAAAAAGAAAUCAAGAAAGGUCAGAAAAAUUCGAUUACGAAUUCAAUGAAAAAGAAGAUCAUAAAGAAAGAGAAUAAAAACGCAGUUAAGAGUAACAUAACAUGUUGUGUUUGUUUUAAAAAUCUGUCAAAAAUAGAAAUGCCCAAACACCUCGAAACCCACAAAGGGUCUUUUAGGUGUAAACAUUGUCAAAAGGAAUUUAAAAAAUAUGAUACCUUAGCAUGUCAUAUCAAAAGGGAGCAUAAACAGAAUCAGAUUAAAAAAUUGUAUACGUGCAAUUUCUGUCAACAAUCUUGCAAGACAGAGAAGAGUCUUUUCAGUCACCUCGACAGACACACUCGUCAGAAGGUUUUCGAUUGCGAUAUAUGUCACAGCAGACUAAAAUACAAGUCUAAAAUGGUUAAACACAUUGCAACACACGAUCCAGACCGACUAGAUAAAAUCCACGAGUGCCCACAGUGUUCCUGGAGAUUCGCCGAGAAAACAAAUUUAAUUAAUCACAUUAAAGCCGUGCACGAGCGUAUCAGGAAUUACCCUUGCACAUCAUGCGCGAUGACCUUCGCAAGCAAGAAAAAUUUGACAGUACAUUUUAGAACUCAUACGAACGAGCGUCCUUAUAAAUGUAAAUUAUGCCCUAAGAGUUUUAGCGUUUUGGAUGGUCUCAAGAAGCAUAAAAGUAGGAGGCAUUCAUUGACAGGUAUUAAGAAAGUUAUAGGAGGCGUAAUGGAAUACAAGUGCAAGAUCUGUAGUGUAAAGUUUGACCACAAAGGUCUUUAUAUGGACCACUUAAAAACUCACCAUGAGGCAUCGUCCGUCUGCGAUCAAUGCGGUUUGGUGCUCUGCGACAGGUCUCUGGCGCGACACAGACUAACUCACGCUCAACCUCGAUUCACCUGCGAUACGUGCGGUAGGAAAUUCAAGUACAAAAUGCAGCUAGCGAAACACGUUAAAAGUCACCUGAAAACAGUUGAAAAAUCAGAGUGUAAAGUGUGUGGAAAACUCGUCGUCCGUUUAAAGCAGCAUCUCCACACACAUAACAGGCGAUUUAGGUGUGCCAUGUGUGACAAGUUGUACUCGGAACGUGCCCAUUUAACGAGACACUUUAAGGAAGUUCACAGUGGUUACAAAUUAUACGGUUGCGACGUUUGUGGUAAAAGAUAUACCACCAAGAAAGGUUUACUGAGGCAUAACCUCAAGUGUAGGAAUAAUUUAUUGAAACUGCAAUAAUUACAUUAAUAUAGACCUCCCUGACCUGAGUGCAGUAUUUACCCCGAUCUUGGCGUGUACCAAAAUAUGAGGUUUUAUCGGAUCUCAAGUGCUUAGUGGAUUUGGACGAUGAAGGAAAAUAAUGCGAGAAAUCAGAAAACCCGCAUAUAGUCGACUGCUGCGGAUUAGGCCACUGCACACAUCCUCAAAACUAAAUAUUCAAUAGCUAUGUCCACACUG
This is a messenger RNA of Aricia agestis (brown argus), 2110 nucleotides long. Its product is annotated as zinc finger protein 883-like. The record is from RefSeq and is a predicted model, not a curated record. NCBI's taxonomy places the organism in Eukaryota, Metazoa, Arthropoda, Insecta, Lepidoptera, Lycaenidae. Gene Ontology annotation, biological process: regulation of transcription by RNA polymerase II. Gene Ontology annotation, cellular component: nucleus. The coding region runs from base 140 to 1891 and encodes 583 amino acids. Gene Ontology annotation, molecular function: DNA-binding transcription factor activity, RNA polymerase II-specific; RNA polymerase II cis-regulatory region sequence-specific DNA binding; zinc ion binding. The transcript is spliced from 7 exons.